Molecule: messenger RNA, 1185 nt
Organism: Rhodofomes roseus
Lineage: Eukaryota; Fungi; Basidiomycota; Agaricomycetes; Polyporales; Fomitopsidaceae
Exons: 5
Coding region: 105-998 (297 amino acids)
Biological process (GO): tetrahydrofolate biosynthetic process; tetrahydrobiopterin biosynthetic process
Cellular component (GO): cytoplasm
Molecular function (GO): GTP cyclohydrolase I activity; zinc ion binding; GTP binding
Source: RefSeq, a predicted model, not a curated record
GUGCUCGCACGCCUCCUCCUGUCCAUCCGACAUCCCACCCGCGACGGUGAGAAGUUUUGCGACAUGCGCAUUUCCACCAAAACCAACCUUUCUGUUUCACAGCCAUGUCCACCCCCUCCACCCACGGCGAGCUGCUCUCCGAGAGCCUCCAGCGCCUCCAGCUCAGCCAGCAGGCCCGAACCGACGACGCCGAUCCGCACGACGGCGAGCACAGCGAUCAAGUCAUGUCUUUGCCGUCUCCUGGCCUAGGGAGAUCCGCGUGGAGUCCGCAUGUCCGUGAAGGGUACGGCUUCAGACCCGCUUCAGGUCAUUCCACGCCCCUGCUAGCCUCGACCUCCAGAGUGGGAGGCGACAGCCCGCUACCCGACCCAAAUGGCUUGGGGUGGCCUGCGAAGUCGACGGUGGCUCGAUUGCAUGCGACACCGGCUGAAAAGGCUGAACGAGAACAGAAACUCGUCGGGGCCGUCCGCACCAUUCUCGAAUGCAUUGGCGAGGAUCCCGACAGGGAAGGCCUCCUGAAAACGCCAGAGCGUUAUGCCCAGGCGCUCAUGUGGAUGACUCGUGGGUACGAAGAACGCCUCGCAGAUGUCAUCCACGAUGCUAUUUUCGCUGAAGAUCACGAAGAGAUGGUCAUAGUUCGGGACAUUGACAUCGCGAGCUUAUGCGAGCACCAUCUCGUUCCAUUCAUGGGGAAGAUCGCAAUAGCGUAUAUCCCCAACAAUCUUGUGCUUGGCCUAUCGAAGCUGGCGCGCAUCGCUGAGACCUUUGCCCGACGCCUGCAAGUCCAGGAGCGCCUCACCAAACAAAUUGCGCUUGCUGUCCAGGAAGCAAUUAAGCCUCGUGGUGUCGCCGUUGUAAUGGAAGCGACGCAUCUUUGCAUGACGAUGCGCGGCGUCCAGAAGCCAGGUUCUAUGACCGUCACGUCAUGCAUGCUCGGAUGUUUCCGCACACAACAAAAAACUCGCGAAGAGUUUUUGACACUCAUUAAAGGUCGCUGAGUGGUCGCACUGGUCAUCCGACAGCCCCACGAUUCAACUCGGAUAUGAUUCAACUCAUCAAUCAUCUUGCAUCUCCCCUCAGUUCAACAUUGCAUUAUCCUUAUACUUUGAGAUCACACAAGUUCAAACCAGCUGUACGACUAUUGUGGAUUCUGGAUCAAGCUAAGCCAAUAAUGAUACAGUAUCA